Ogataea philodendri is the source of this 867-nucleotide messenger RNA. RefSeq lists its product as uncharacterized. Gene Ontology annotation, cellular component: mitochondrion. The coding region runs from base 1 to 867 and encodes 288 amino acids. Gene Ontology annotation, biological process: cytochrome c-heme linkage. Gene Ontology annotation, molecular function: holocytochrome-c synthase activity. The record is from RefSeq and is a predicted model, not a curated record. Lineage: Eukaryota; Fungi; Ascomycota; Pichiomycetes; Pichiales; Pichiaceae. The transcript has a single exon.
AUGAGCGAAGACCAACCAAAGUGUCCUGUGGACCACUCGACGCGGGAAAAGUGGCUUGCGACGGCGGCCAAGGCAGAAAAGGCCAAACAGACCAAGUCUACGGAACCGGCACGGCCAGAACAGACCCAGUCGUUCUUUUCAAAGUUGUUUUGGGCCCCACCGAAAACUUCACAGAUCCAACCGUCUCCGAGCACGAAGCCGGCCGGCCACCCUGCGGUGCCUUCCGACUCCGAUGCUGUGUGUCCCGUUGACCACGAUGCGCGCAAAACGUGGCUGACCGCGGGAAAAACAACGUUCGCUCCAGAAGCCGUGGAGCAGGACAAAUCGUGCUCGUCCUCCGAUUUGGACAAACCGUCGCCUGUGGUGGAGGACGUGGACCUUCCGGAACAGCGUGAGAUCUCGUCGAUUCCCCGCACGGGCGCAGAGUCCAACUGGAUCUACCCGUCCCAGAAACAGUUCUUCAAUGCCAUGCGACGCAAAGACUGGAACCCGGAAGCUGGUGACAUGAAGACGAUCGUUCCUAUCCACAACAUGGUGAACGAGCGAGCUUGGAACUACAUUUUGAUGUGGGAAAGAGGUCAGGGAGGAGACAAGUGUGGAGGAGUGCAACUAACUUCUUUCAAAGGUGAUUCCAAGAAAAUCACCCCUAGAGCACGCAUUAGAAACCUCAUUUCAGGCGCAGACCUGCCGUUCGACAGACACGACUGGGUGGUGGACAGAUGCGGCCAGCGUGUGGACUACGUGAUCGACUUCUACAGCACGCCCCCAUCCGCAGAGGGCGAGCCAGCAUUCUUCCUGGACGUGCGUCCAAAGCUCAACACCCUGGAGGGCUGUCGUAUGAGACUGUUCAAGGCCCUGGGCAUUUGA